AUGGAUAACAUGUCUUAUCCUGUGAUACUGACUCUCAUGGUGCCCAGAGACUCCAAAUCAUAUAGGCACUUAUACUUCGCUUGUUUUCUUUCCCUCUAUCUGCUUAUUUUGUCAAUGAAUAUUUGUCUUGUCAUAGUAAUUAUAAAGGAGAAAUCUCUACAUGAACCAAUGUACAUGUUCUUGUCUCAUUUGUGUAUAAAUGGGGUUUAUGGAGCCUCUGGAUUCUACCCUAAAAUGAUGUCUGAUUUAAUAUUGGAUUCAUAUGUGAUCUCCUCUCAUAUGUGUGCUCUGCAGAUCUGUGUUAUUUACAGCUCUUUACUGUGUGAGUUUACAAUACUAACAGUGAUGUCUUAUGACAGAUAUGUAGCCAUAUGCAAACCUUUAGAUUAUCAUUCCAAAUUAACUAUAUUUACCUGUGUGAAAUUAAUUCUGUUUUCAUGGAUUGUUCCCAACUGUGUCUCAGUUAUAGCAGUCCUGUUAUCAAACUUGAGGCCAUUUUGUAAAAAUCACAUUGAUAAAUUAUAUUGUGACAACUGGUCAGUUGUAAAACUGUCUUGUGCAUCAUCUUUUGUGAAUAAUGUCUAUGGAUAUAUUGUCGCCGUUAUAUUGAUUAGCUGUGCAGUUAUUAUCAUAUUAUCCUAUAUUAAACUGAUCUCUGCAUGUAAAGCAUCUUUAGAAAACAGAAGGAAAUUCUGGCAAACGUGUCUGCCACACAUAUUAUCGCUGAUAAAUUUCACUUUUGCUUUCCUUUUUGAUUUCAUGUAUAACAGAUAUGGUUCAAAUGACAUUCCAGAGAGUCUGCGUAAUUUUUUGGCUUUAGAAUUAGUCAUAGUCCCACCUGUUUUUAAUCCAGUAAUCUAUGGGUUAAAUAUUAGAGCAGUGCGCAAAUUAGUUUUUAUUUCCUUUCUUGCAGCAAGAACUGUAUUUCACAUAUUUUCUCACUUGGCAAAGAACGCUGUUGAUGCUACAUAA
This is a messenger RNA of Rhinichthys klamathensis goyatoka, 972 nucleotides long. Its product is annotated as olfactory receptor 154-like. Gene Ontology annotation, biological process: G protein-coupled receptor signaling pathway. Gene Ontology annotation, molecular function: G protein-coupled receptor activity; olfactory receptor activity. NCBI's taxonomy places the organism in Eukaryota, Metazoa, Chordata, Actinopteri, Cypriniformes, Leuciscidae. The record is from RefSeq and is a predicted model, not a curated record. Gene Ontology annotation, cellular component: membrane. The transcript is spliced from 2 exons. Bases 1 to 972 code for a protein of 323 amino acids.